AUUAAGCGUUUUGCCGAUGCGGCGGAAAGAGAGGCUUGGAUGGCCGGCGUUGCUUACACCGUUGGCUUGUACGAUGCAAACACGGAGAAGGAGAUGACGGUAUUACAUUCCAUGCCGGAUGCUACGGAGUGGAACAGGGAAUGGGUGCACGGAAGAACGGGGCCCGUCACGCAGCCACUUGUUUUUGGAGUUGUGCGGAAGAAUGAAACGGAAAUAUGA
Messenger RNA from Trypanosoma cruzi, 219 nucleotides. RefSeq lists its product as uncharacterized. The transcript has a single exon. The annotation marks the transcript as partial. The record is from RefSeq and is a predicted model, not a curated record. NCBI's taxonomy places the organism in Eukaryota, Euglenozoa, Kinetoplastea, Trypanosomatida, Trypanosomatidae.